Molecule: messenger RNA, 1773 nt
Organism: Arachis duranensis
Lineage: Eukaryota; Viridiplantae; Streptophyta; Magnoliopsida; Fabales; Fabaceae
Product: replication protein A 70 kDa DNA-binding subunit C-like
Exons: 11
Coding region: 1-1773 (590 amino acids)
Biological process (GO): DNA replication; DNA recombination; DNA repair
Cellular component (GO): nucleus
Molecular function (GO): DNA binding
Source: RefSeq, a predicted model, not a curated record
AUGCAUCCUCCUAGAGAGGCUUGGAGGCUGAAAGUUAGGGUUCUAAGGCUUUGGGUUGUACCCCCUUUUGGUAACCAUGAGGUUCCUAACUCAAUGGAGAUGAUUCUCCUUGAUGAGCAUUGUGAAAAAAUUCAAGCUACAGUCAAGAAACCACUCCUUAAUAGGUUUAGGGAUCAUAUAGUUGAAGGACAAGUUUAUAGAAUGGCAUAUUUUAGUGUUGUGUCAAAUCAUGGUAGUUAUAGAGCAACUUCUCAUGAAUUCAAAUUGGUUUUUCUUCACCGAACCACUGUUGUAGCUGUUGAUGAAGAUGUUAUCCCUAAGACUUGUUUCAACAUGUUUCCUUUUUCUGAGCUGCUGAACAUGACUCAAGAUUAUGAUUUCUUAGUUGAUGUCAUUGGUCUUUUAACUUCAGUCGGAGAAGAGAAAGAAUAUGUAAAAGAGGGGAAAAUUGUGAAAAUGAUUGCAUUGGAAUUAACUUCAAAAGAUGUUACAGUGCGAUGUGCAUUGUUUGGGGAUUAUGUUAAUCAAGUAAAUCAUUUUCUUGCCUCUGGGUAUGUGGAGCAGCCUGUUGUAGUCAUUCAACUUACAAAAGUCAAGUUCUUUAGGGGUCAAGUAGGUCUUCAAAAUGUGAUGUAUGCCACUCAAAUAUUAUUUAAUCCUGAUAUUCCUGAAGUUGUUGAAUUUAGGCAGAGUAUGAUUGAGCAAGGUGUCAGUGGUACCCAGCCACUGUUUAUUGCAAAUGAGGGUAAAGUUCUCUCCUUGGAAGAUGAUUUCAUGCGUUUAACUAGAAAAUGCACUAUUGAAGAGCUUCAAGAUAACAAUCAGGAGGGUUCUUUUAUCAUUUUUGGUGCAAUCCAAGGUAUUGUUGAGGAUGGAGGUUGGUGGUAUUCUGCUUGUGUGUGUGGAAAGGGUAUCUAUCCUCAAAAUGGUGCCUAUUACUGUGAUUUUUGUUUGAAGCACAUAACUAAUAUCACUCCAAGAUUUAAAAUUAAAGUAACAGUUGAAGAUCAUACUGGGGAGGGUAUUUUCCUUCUCUUUGAUCGUGAGGCUUCUUAUUUGCUUAAGAAAUCAUGUGCUGACUUGUUUACUGAGGUUCAAAGAGAUGCAAGUCUUAUAUGUGGGGAUACUUAUCCUCCCAUAUUCCAAUGGAUCAUUGGAAAGAAGUUGCUGCUCAAGGUUGAUACCAAAGGUGUCCCACAUGAUACAUUUUAUGGGACUUUCCGAGUUAGGAGAAUUUGUGAUGAUUCCACCAUUAUUGCGAUGUUUGAACUUCCCAAUUAUGAUGCUGAUGAUGAGUCUACUCCAAAAAAGGAGCAUGAGUUACACAAAUCUGUUCCUCGUGGAAAAGCGGAUGUGGGUAUUAAGAAGGAGUCUUCGGAUGGUUUUAUCAAAAGUGAGAAAGAUGAUGGUGAGUGUUCUGGGAUUUUGUGUAAAUCCCCUGUUCUUAUAGAUUUUUUGGCUGAAAAACAGCCUGUUGUUUCCGGGGGGACUGAGUUUGUUGGCUUAAUUGAUGGUGAGCAUGGAAAAGAAGAGAAAACUCCCAGCAAUGAUCUUUCUGCUGAACUGGAUAUAUUGCUUAGCUCAGCAGAAAAAGUAACUCAGGAGCUGUUGUCCCAUGUUCUUGAAGCACCUUCGCAAAAUGGAGAGAAGCUUACCCAUGAAAAUCAUGUUUUCACCUCCAAGAGUAAGAGGAAUUUGAAUCCUAAAUUUGAAGAGGCUUCUGUUAAUGCAGAUGGGCGUGGGUUCAAGGUUGCCAAGGUUAAUGGAGUUUGA